Messenger RNA from Pongo pygmaeus (Bornean orangutan), 2778 nucleotides. RefSeq names its product ankyrin repeat and MYND domain containing 2 (gene ANKMY2). The transcript has 10 exons. NCBI's taxonomy places the organism in Eukaryota, Metazoa, Chordata, Mammalia, Primates, Hominidae. Gene Ontology annotation, molecular function: protein binding. Bases 267 to 1592 code for a protein of 441 amino acids. The record is from RefSeq and is a predicted model, not a curated record.
GGCUCCUCCUCCUCGGCAGGGCCAAUGACAGGCGGCAGGCGGUGACUGCCGCUGGGCCUGCAGAGACCGUCCGCCUGGCUCGCCCGAGCUCGCCCGCUGUCCGCUAGCCGGCGGGAGGGAGGAGAGAAGCGGGGCGCUUCCGCGGUUGGCUACUCAGUGUCUUGGUCUCACGUUGCCUCAUUGCGGCUGGCGUUCCCAAUAGAGACGCAUCGUUUCUUUUUUAAUACUUCCUAAGAAACAGAAUAACCUUCAAGCUGGCGGGAGCAAUGGUUCACAUAAAGAAAGGCGAGCUGACCCAGGAGGAGAAGGAGCUACUGGAAGUAAUCGGGAAAGGUACUGUCCAAGAAGCUGGAACAUUAUUAUCCAGCAAGAAUGUUCGUGUCAACUGUUUGGAUGAGAAUGGAAUGACUCCUCUAAUGCAUGCAGCAUAUAAAGGAAAACUCGAUAUGUGCAAAUUACUACUGCGACAUGGAGCCGAUGUAAAUUGUCAUCAGCAUGAACAUGGAUACACAGCCCUCAUGUUUGCUGCACUUUCUGGUAAUAAAGACAUCACAUGGGUAAUGUUAGAAGCUGGUGCUGAGACAGAUGUUGUCAACUCUGUGGGAAGAACAGCAGCUCAGAUGGCAGCCUUUGUGGGUCAACAUGAUUGUGUGACCAUAAUCAACAAUUUCUUUCCUCGAGAGAGACUGGAUUAUUACACUAAGCCCCAGGGACUGGAUAAAGAGCCAAAACUGCCCCCAAAGUUGGCAGGCCCACUGCACAAAAUUAUCACCACAACGAAUCUUCAUCCUGUCAAGAUCGUGAUGCUUGUAAAUGAGAAUCCUCUGCUGACAGAAGAAGCAGCCCUGAAUAAAUGCUACAGAGUGAUGGAUUUGAUUUGUGAGAAAUGUAUGAAGCAAAGAGACAUGAAUGAAGUAUUGGCUAUGAAAAUGCAUUACAUAAGCUGUAUCUUUCAGAAAUGCAUUAACUUCUUAAAAGAUGGAGAGAAUAAACUGGACACCUUGAUCAAAAGCUUGUUAAAAGGCCGAGCUUCUGAUGGCUUUCCAGUGUAUCAAGAAAAGAUCAUUAGAGAAAGUAUCAGAAAAUUUCCUUACUGUGAAGCUACACUCCUCCAGCAGCUGGUUCGAAGCAUUGCUCCUGUUGAAAUUGGUUCUGAUCCCACUGCAUUCUCCGUCCUUACCCAAGCCAUCACUGGCCAGGUGGGUUUUGUGGAUGUGGAAUUUUGCACUACCUGUGGAGAAAAGGGAGCAAGUAAAAGAUGUUCAGUUUGCAAAAUGGUAAUAUAUUGUGAUCAAACCUGCCAGAAAACACACUGGUUUACCCAUAAGAAAAUCUGUAAGAAUCUGAAGGACAUUUACGAAAAGCAACAACUGGAGGCUGCCAAAGAAAAGAGACAAGAGGAAAACCACGGCAAACUUGAUGUCAAUUCUAACUGUGUUAAUGAAGAGCAACCAGAGGCUGAAGUGGGUAUCUCUCAAAAGGAUUCCAAUCCUGAAGAUUCCGGGGAAGGAAAGAAAGAAUCUCUUGAAAGUGAAGCUGAGUUGGAAGGCUUACAGGAUGCGCCUGCAGGGCCACAGGUGUCUGAGGAGUAAAAGCCAGAGCAAGUGCCAGUGUGGAUGGUCCUCACCCUGCAAGAAGCUGGAAAACUCAUGGGAAUGCAUUGUCCUCGCCUCGUUAUACCUGCAUGGUACCAUGGCAGGAGUCCACAUUUCAUAGAAUAGAGGUUUUCAAGCAAACCCCUGUUGACCAUGCCCUAAUUUCCUAUUGAUUUCUGUUCUAUAAUUGAAUGGAUAUUCCUAUGGAAAAUUUUUUGUUUCAAAAUACAGGAAAAACAUUCCUAUUCCCUUUCUGAGGCUGGCUUUCCAGCAAUUGUUUCAAAGGAAAAUAGAUCCCCUUAAAGAAAAAAUACAGGCUUUAGGGAACAAAGGGACAAGCAGAACAGGUGUGGAAGAGAGAUUUUCAGGAAGGAAAAAAUUUAUAGCUACAGAGAUGGGUAGUUAGAAAAAUCAUAACUUAUGUGAAUAAAAUACAUAUAAACAGCAUUUACUGUAGUGGCAUUCUACUUAUUAAGAUGCAAUGAAAUGAAAAGCUUUAUGUUCAAGGACCUUUGCCAUAGUUCAGCUAAUUGUAGUUUUAUAUAGAAAUUAUCCUGAACACUCUGAACUUGACGUAGUCCUGCGGUGAUAUUCUAUCUGCAGUAUUUGUACCUCCAGAAUGGCGGUACAAAUUCACAGAAAAGCUGUAUUCAAAUACAGGCUUUGUCAAAUCCCAAGCAACAAUCUUGAUUUAGAGAUGGCUUUGGAGCCGGAGGCCUGAGUUCAAAUGCUGGUUCUGCUGUCUCACUAGCCAGGAAACUGCAGCAAGUUACCAAACCUCUCUCUUCUCGGUUUUCUCAUUUGUAAAAUAAUGUUAGCGAUGACGGUAGAGAUCCCUCAGCAGGAACAAAGGCAUAUUGACGGUUCUCUCAGCAUGUGCAUUAAAAAAGGUACUUCCUGAAACUUUUGAUUCAAUAAUGACUAAACAUACUAUGUACACAAUUAUUGUAAGGCUAAUUCACGUGCCACACUCCACCUGAAAGCCUGAGUUAUCUUGCUAUAAGCUUUUCAUGGAGCACUUCCUUUCCAGAAACUGAUUUGUAACUCAUUUAGAGAAUGUCCUGGCGUCGGUUUUUAGCAUAUGUGGUAUUUAAACAGAGCUAGAAUGUGAUGUCUGAAGAUAAUGCUGCAUUUCUAAGUUUCUUGUGUGGAUUUUAAAAUAAAUCGUGCCUACAAAUAUAAA